Messenger RNA from Suillus clintonianus, 3790 nucleotides. RefSeq lists its product as uncharacterized. Gene Ontology annotation, molecular function: protein binding. Gene Ontology annotation, biological process: positive regulation of TORC1 signaling. The record is from RefSeq and is a predicted model, not a curated record. Bases 72 to 3506 code for a protein of 1144 amino acids. Gene Ontology annotation, cellular component: cytoplasm. The transcript has 9 exons. NCBI's taxonomy places the organism in Eukaryota, Fungi, Basidiomycota, Agaricomycetes, Boletales, Suillaceae.
AUCGAUAAACCGUUUAUUGCCUUUUUUGGAAUGAUUACUUUGAGCUUCAACUUCCACGGCUCACCGCUAGCAUGGCCCCUUCCGCUCAGGCGGAGAAACGACUGCUCUGGCAUCCACGAUGGGAGAACAAGUUCAUGGUCGGAGGAGGCUCUCAGAUGACAAUGUACGAAUGGGCACCCGACGAAUCCCAAAUCCGCCAUAUCACGUCACAAAACGACCUACAAUUCAUGAAGUGUUUCGCAUGGUCUCCAGACCCUACAUUCGACGAUCUCUUCGCUGUCGGUUCAGCAUCAGGCCGCGUCGACCUCAUCCGCCUCGAAUCCACCAAACUCGCGCGGGGCGGCGUGCUCUCCAGCGGACCGGUCGUCACGCUCCCAGUACGCAACACCCGGUCGUGUAACGCUCUUGCGUUUUGUUCUACGGAACCUAAUUAUCUUGCUGUGGGUCUUGAUAAAGUCCGGGGGGAUGCGAGUCUUGUUAUUUGGGAUAUCCAAUCUGCUACUGCGCUUCUCUCGCCUACUAGUCUUCAUGUGAAUGGGGGUGGGGGUGGAGAAGAAGAUGCGGUCGAACCACUACCACCAACAGCUGGAGUUGGAGUUGGAGCUGGAAGCACACACCCCCACCCCCGAAUAGCACGCGCCGAACCCGGACCCGGACACCACCGCACCGACCCCCGCAUCCUCCAACAACACGCCCCCACCGAAAUAGUCUCCACCCUCGCCUUCCUCCCGCACGCAACGCACCUCCUCCUAGCAGGCAUCUCCGCCCGCUGGCUCCGCCUCUUCGACCUCCGCACCCCCGUCCCCGCCACCACCAACAUCGCAACCAAAGUCCACGGCAUAGCGACUUCACCCCUCGACGCGCACCAGAUCGCAGGGUGGGGCGAUGGGGUCGUGUCCGUUUGGGAUGUGAGGAGGCUGCCGGUGCCGCUUGUGACGUUUACGGAGAGGGAUGCGGCUGCUGAUGGGGCGAGGGUGCGCGGUGGGGGUGCUGGGGGUGGGGUUGGGUCGGGGUUUGGAUCGGGGGCUGGGGUUGGGGUUGGGUAUGGGUUUGUGAAUCAUGUGGAGUUUUCGAGCUCGAGGAGGGGUGUGCUUGCGGUGCAUGAGAAGGAUUCGGCGUAUGUGAGGUUUUGGGAUUUGCAGGUUGCGCAUGGGGGGGAGAGUUGUUCGGAUGGGGAGAGGUCGGGGGAGUCGUCGCUGAGUAGGGCUGCGGUUGGGAAGAGGUCUUGGGCGCCUUGGAAUGCUGGUGGUGGUACUGGUGGUGGUGGUGGUGCUGGCGUUGGGUUGAGGCAUGGUAAUGUGGAGGCGCAGGAGGGGCUAGCGCUUGUUCUUUCUGAUACGCGCAAAACGACGAACUUUCGUAAACCUCUUGCGUCUUUCGCGCUCGUCCCGAGCAAGCAAGCGUUUUCGCUUACUUCGCAGGUUAUGGUCGUGAAUAGGGAUGGAGAUCUUGAACUUUAUGCUGUGCAUGAUACGCCGAAACAGGCGUCGUGGAGUGCACGCGGGGAUCUGGCGAUUGGGGCUGGAUUGGGGUGUAAGGUGCUCCCGGGCUUCGAGGACCGUGGGGUUCCACCACAGCCAUGGGAUAUACACGUUCAGGAUACGACGACGACUCGGGGACGCGGGAAAACGGUGAACUUGCCAGCGUUUGGGAGGGGCGAUGAAGAUGGAUUCCCAGCUUUGGAAGGUAAGGGCGUGCCGUCGACACCGGUCAAGGCGAGGACAUAUAGUCCAGCUUCGUUUCGAGACUACCCGCUCGAGCAGUCUGAGCUGUCUGCGUCCCCGAGUAGUAUUGGUGCUCAGACGGCUGCGAGACCUGAGGCUGCAGAUGAGCCGAAAAUAAAAGGACAUCGACAAGUUGGAGAGAAGAGUUCACCGAGAGGGAAGCCUUCGAUACGGAGCGUGUAUCAAGUGGUGGAAGAUGAUAUUUCGAUGACGAUGCGUCGGCGCACUAUUCGUGGGUAUGGGCUAGCAAACCCGAAGCAUAAUUCUCAAGUCGUACAGGAAGACUCUUGCUCAGACACGACCUUGUCAGAGCUAUGGGCUUGGAUACAUCAUUCCCGUGAACUCGUAUGCUCGCCGACAUCAAGAUUACACGGGUAUGAAUUCUCAAACCAAGGGCUUUUGGGACUAUGGGAAGGAUUUGCAGCGCUGCCUCAGGUCCCUGAGUCGAAUGCAUCGUCUUUUAGCAUCCUUGACGGCCUUUUGACUGUACCUCAAAUUUCACCGGGGGAUUCUAGUCUUUCUCCGUUAUCUACUCCUGCUGCGCUCGACCCUUUGACGCGAAUGAGACAGCAGCCUGAUGAUUUUGCGUAUGGGGAUUUUACUGCUGCCGUUGCUGCUCUAUGUGCCCGACGGACAUCGGGUUCGGGACGUCCUUGGAAACCUCCCGUGCGUAAUACAGAGAAGCUUGAACAGAGACUGUUUGCGUUGCAUCUCUGUGGAUGGGGUGUUGGGGAGGAGGAGAUGAGUCAUAGGAUUAGAAGGUGGGAGAAGGAGGGGCAGCAAUCAAGAGCUGCGUGUUGGCUUGUCUUUGUGCGACAGUAUCACAAGGCGCUGGAGUUGCUUAUGCGGAGUGAAGAUGAGAUACACAAUAUCGUGUCAGGCACUCUUGCUGCACUUAUCCCCAGCGCUGGCAGCACACCAUCCAACGAAGUGCGAACCCACGCCGAGCGCCUCAUCGUCCGCCUUGAAGAUCCGUACUUCCGUGUUAUGCUUACCCAGCUCACCUCCAAGGAUUGGCUCAAGGUUCUCGAGGAAGAAUUGCUUCCGCUGCGGGAGCGUCUUUCGAUUGCCUUUCAGUUUCUCGAAGACGACACGCUCUCAUCCUACCUCAAACGCACGACCGACCGGGCUUGUACACGCGGUGACAUCGAAGGCCUCAUAAUCGCAGGGCUCACCCCUGUAGGCAUGGACAUCUUGCAGAGCUACGUAGACCGCACGGGCGAUGUGCAAACCGCUGCUAUCCUCGCCGCCCAUGUAUGCCCUGCCAAAUUUGCAGACUCUCGGGCCGAGCGGUGGUUAGAUACGUAUAGGGACUUGUUGGACGGCUUCAAGCUGUUCCACCACCGCGUUGCGUUUGAUGUUGAGCGGGGGCAGAUACUGCAAGAGGCGGUGUUGGGUGGUGACUUGGCGCCGUUUGAUUGGGCUCCAAAGCAGAUUUUGAUUCGGUGUAAUUAUUGUUCGAAGCCGAUGAAUCCUGUGUUGGGGGAGACACAAAAGGGACGGCCUACUGCUUGUCCACACUGCAGUCGUGCUCUCCCGCGGUGUUCGGUCUGUUUGAUGACACUGAGCAUCGUUCCAGAUUCCACGCGUGAUGUUGAACUCGCGCACUCGCAGGCGGCCUACCAAGACACUAUCGACGAAGCGAUCGUCAUCUGCCAGACAUGUCGGCAUGGCGGACAUGCAUCGCAUAUUCUUGAUUGGUUCUUUGGUGAAGACGGUGCACGUUCGCGUGGUAUGUGCCCUGUGGCGGAUUGUGAUUGUCACUGCGCGGAUGAGUUCUAGGGCUUUUCCCCCUGGAGCUGGAGCCUGAGUUCGGUUUGUCCGCCUUGAGUCGGUGUCACUCCUUGGGGAACAUCUGGUUCUUCACGGGACAUAUACAUAUUACAGUGCCUAAUACUCGGGAAUCCUACGAAUUGGCUUUGCAAGUAUUGGAUGUCGAGUGUUUGGGGCGUAUAAUGGUUGAUAUUGUUAUUCGUGCACGAGUUCGGAAGUAGACUAUAGACAUGCUCAUUGUUAACUAGAUGAAAAGAUGGUUGUGCUGUGUCUCUAUUAAUGGCUAUCGGUGG